CUUUCUUUCCUUUCUCCACCAUGGGUCUAUCUCGCGCAGCACGCAUCAAAACACUUCUAUUCAUCGAUACUGUCUUCUUCUUCGUUGAGCUUGUAACUGGCUAUGCCAUAGGCUCACUUGCUCUGGUCGCCGAUAGCUUUCAUAUGCUAAACGAUGUGAUGAGUCUUGUUGUUGCAUUGUAUGCGAUCAAGUUGACUACAGAGAAUGCUGUCGACUCUCGGUAUACAUAUGGCUGGCAUCGUGCUGAAAUUCUUGCUGCACUUGUCAAUGGCGUAUUUUUGCUUGCGCUAUGCUUCAGUAUUUUUCUUGAAGCAAUAGAGCGAUUCUUCAGUGUACCGGAAAUCUCUAAUCCUCGCCUUGUGAUUAUUGUCGGUUCUCUUGGAUUGGCCUCUAACGUCGUUGGACUGUUCCUUUUCCAUGAACAUUCACACUCACAUUCGCAUUCGCAUUCCCGUUCUCCCUCUCCUCCACCUGAAGCUAUAGAAUCUACAACCACUCCUCCCCCCAAGUCCCCUGUAAAGCCAAUCGACAUUCGCCAUUCCCGAUCACGUUCAUCUUCAUCAAAUGUCGCAUUUUCUCCUCUUUAUGGUCACCCCGCGGCUACGCGUGCCUCACUCGUCCAAGCAGCUGAAGAAAUGGCAGCUGAAUCAGAAACUCCAGCCGCAACACCUCCCAGUGCCGAUGAGAACAUGCCUCUCUUGAAUUCUAUUCCUGAGUCCAAUGGACCCGACUAUUCUCGGUCGUAUUCUCACUCUCAUGAAGGCCACGGUCAUUCUCAUUCGGGCUCCAUGAACAUGCGAGGAAUUCUUCUCCAUGUAUUGGGCGACGCUUUGGGUAAUGUCGGAGUCAUCGCGACAGGUUUAAUCAUGAUGUUCUCUUCCUGGGAGUUUAAGUUCUACUUCGACCCCGCAAUUAGUCUGGUCAUAACCGUUAUCAUAUCUUCCUCAGCUCUACCUUUAGUACGCAGCGCUUCGUUCAUUCUUUUACAAGCUGUUCCUCCCCACGUCUCUUUGGACGAUGUUCACAAAGAUAUCUUAUCUGUUAACGGAGUACUCUCCGUACAUGAGCUUCAUAUCUGGCAAUUGUCCGAAACCAAGACUGUUGCCUCGGUUCAUGUUCGAGUCGCUCAAAGUUGCGAUUUCAUGCCCGUAGCGCAGCAGAUUCGCAGGCUUCUUCAUAACCAAGGUGUACAUUCAAGUACUAUUCAGCCUGAAUAUGCGGGUAAUGGGGAAGCACCUAAGAACACGCAGUCGAAUUGUCUCAUCGAAUGCCCGCGAGACCACCAAUGUGAUCCACAGGAAAAUGCUUGUUGUCCACCCCCACCUCCACAAGUGUGAAAGGGCUCUUAGGACGCGGACUUGUCCGCUUUUUUGCUGGCUCCUAUCUGUCUCCUCUAUGCCCAAGAUUCGAAACAAUCACAAUCCGGAACUUCCUACGUAGUGGAUAUACCUUACGCAUCUCUUUGUUGUAUUUAAUGCGAUCGUUGCUCUGGGCUACCUUGUAUCCUAUAGGUUCACGAACAAACUAUAUAUCCUUAGUAGAUUGAUUAGUAUUUGGUAGAAAGUAAAUGCAAUCGUGUCCGUCAAAUGAUUACUUACAGAUCGAAGAGAAGUCAAGUGUUCUCAGGGAUCAGAAAGAGCGAACAGCCAGUAGGCUAGAACGACCAUGUACAUAAUACUAUGACUCUCAAUCUCGCGUAGACUCGGUCGUUUGGACGCUCAGUAA
Molecule: messenger RNA, 1725 nt
Organism: Marasmius oreades (fairy-ring Marasmius)
Lineage: Eukaryota; Fungi; Basidiomycota; Agaricomycetes; Agaricales; Marasmiaceae
Exons: 9
Coding region: 21-1337 (438 amino acids)
Biological process (GO): zinc ion transmembrane transport; intracellular zinc ion homeostasis
Cellular component (GO): membrane
Molecular function (GO): zinc ion transmembrane transporter activity
Source: RefSeq, a predicted model, not a curated record